UUUCGGGGACCAAGGAAAGAGGAAAUCUCAGGGUUCGGGGCGUCUGAGGACGAGGGGGUUCAGUAGAUCUGGGGUUCGGUGGAUCUGGGGGUUCAGGAGAAGUUAGGGUGCAGGCGACCCAGGGGUUCAGAGAUCUCCGAGUUCAGGCCUCUGGGAGGACAGGGGAGAGAGGGGUUGGGAUCGAUCGAGAAUCCAGUACAAUGGCGACGACAACAAGAGUUGAGACAACGGAACUACGGCGAUUACCCCCACCCAGUAUCAUCAGUAUAAUGAGAAGACUUCUCUCAGACACUGCACAGCUGAAUUAUCAAAGCAUCUUUAACCAUGCUAUUGGUUACCUUUUAAUGAAGGAUUUUUUGUGAAGAAUCCAGGCCGGCAUUUUUAAAUGACUUCAAAUUCUAUGAAAAGAUACGUGCCUACGAGUCAACAGCCGAAGAUUCUGUUCGGACAGAACGAGGGAAAGAGAUUUAUCUACAAUUUAUCCUCCGUCCUCUCAUCCGCUCUACAAUGAUAAUACAUCAGAAGUCAUUAAACGCUGUACAGUUUCACCUGAAUAAAAACCAGUUCCCUCCGACACUCUUUCAGCCAAUGAAGAUAGACAUUCGGGCAAAAUUCGAGCGGGAGAUGUUUCCGGAAUUUCUGCUGAGUCGACAAUUCACACGAUUCUGUCAAUGGAUCAACUUACAGAUGGAUUACCAGCCCACGCUGAACGACUUCCACAUCGAAGCUCUGAUGGAGCAAGAAUCCAUCUCGGAAUUCUACAAAGUGGAAAAAAUAGACUCCAAGAAAAAGUUCACUUUGAAGUGUCUGGACAAGAAGUUGUUAAAGCGACGCAAACAGCAGAAUCUAGCGUUGAAUGAAAGAGAGAUACUGAACACCCUGAGUCAUGAGAAAUGCAAUUUCAUCGUACAACUAAGUUAUGCCUUCCAUACUCCUGAAAAACUAUACCUUGUUGUCGAUUAUACUGACGGUGGAGAUUUACUGAGUCUAGUUGGAGCGAGUCUUUUGCUUGAGGUUGAGGUAAAGUUUUAUGUGGCUGAGAUUAUUUUGGGCAUUGAGUUUAUUCACCAACAUAACAUCGUCCAUCGAGAUAUCAAGCCCUCCAACCUCCUACUAAGACGGGACGGUCACCUCGCGAUUUCGAACUUUGAUCGGGCCUGGGAUCUGUCACAUAAACUCCCCACCGGCUCAGUGUGAGUAUCCCCCUCCCCUCCAUCCUCU
Molecule: messenger RNA, 1221 nt
Organism: Leucoraja erinaceus (little skate)
Lineage: Eukaryota; Metazoa; Chordata; Chondrichthyes; Rajiformes; Rajidae
Product: beta-adrenergic receptor kinase 1-like
Exons: 12
Coding region: 508-1197 (229 amino acids)
Biological process (GO): G protein-coupled receptor signaling pathway; protein phosphorylation; regulation of signal transduction
Molecular function (GO): ATP binding; G protein-coupled receptor kinase activity; G protein-coupled receptor binding
Source: RefSeq, a predicted model, not a curated record